AACAUGCUGACAUGAGUCGCUCAAGGUUUCAGUUUGAAGCAAACAGAGAGAUGACAGCUAUUAUAAAACGAGCUAAAGCUCUGGUUUACUAUGGUAGGUAGGGUCAUGCAUUGGACUAUUAUGGAUGUUUGAGCUGUUUUACAUCAGGAUCUGUCUGCAUAUUGGACACCAUGAAGCCUAUAGGACUUUUGGUGCUUGUUGUUGCUGUGUUUGCUGAUAAAGGUGCAACAUGCAGUGUCUCGAGUCCACAAUGUUACAAAAACACCACCCGGCCCGAUGAUGAUUUCCUGUGUGAAUGGGAGGACCGAGACCAUUCUCAAGAUGCUAUUUAUACCAUUUUUAUGCAGAGCUCAUCUGUUAAUGAUUCCUCAUAUGCUAACCAAUUCAAUGCUGACAAACUGUUGUCCAAAUUGCUACCUGUAGAAGAUCUAAUUACAACACGUCUUUUGGACAUAUGGGUGACAAGGCAAGUAUUCAACGUGACUUGCAGCUCCCCAACCAUCUCUGUGUUCCUGAAUAAUUCAGUUAAAUAUAGUUCACCCAAUAUACAGCGAAGGAUAAGGUCAGCUGAAAAACUCAUAUUAAGUUGGCCAAGAGUGAAUGACAACAAAGGUGCUAUUCAUGAGAUCAGAUGGAAGAAGAUUAAUGAUUCCUGGCAGAAUGAAACCUUUAAGACUGAGGAUCGCAAAAGUAAUGGUUAUGACUCCUACACAUUGCAGCUACAGAAGCACACAAUGUACAAGGUCCAAAUUCGACGCAAGGCCAAGCAAAGCCUCCUCUGGAGUGACUGGAGCCAGACUUCUGACAUUCCCAUUGAAAUUCAGCAGCCGGAUGUGAAACAGAAAAUAAAAAUGCAUGGUGGAAAACGGAAAAUCGUACUCAAAUGGAAUAAACCACCUCCUGAAGCUUCUUUCGGAGGCGUCUCAUACAACCUGACUCUGAAUUUACUUUGUGAAAGGACAAAAAAGAAAACAAUUCAGAAGAACACUUUUACAAUUAUGGCUACUAAUUCUGAAGUCAGGGUGUCUAUUGUUGCUAUAAACAAUGUUGGAAGCACACCCUCUCUGGAGAUCAUCAUUCCACCUGUAGAACAUCUCAAAUAUUGCCACAAUGAUUCCCAAACACAAUCACUAUCAAAAUCUAGACGCUAUUGCUUGGAGUGGUACAAGUUCGAAGAUGGUGAGACCCGGCCAGCAAAAGUAAACUUCUCAUGGUCUAAAACACUUGAGGACAUCAAGAAAGGUAUGGAGAAAUUUGUGCAAUAUUAUUACUUUAUUCACACUGGACGCAAUCAACAACGACACACAGUCAUGGCAUGUCCUAUUUAUUCUACAGAAGGUGCACCUACUUCACCGCCAAAAAAUGUCACUGUUUUAAAUAUCACACAUGAUUCAGCUGUGCUGCAGUGGCAAUCGAUUCCAGUGCAGGAACAACACGGGUUCCUGAUGUAUUAUGUAAUAUGGAUUUCAAAAGAAGGCCACAAAGAUGCAGGCCACUAUCAAGAGCCAGGAAAUAAGACCAGUUUCCUUCUCAGGAACCUUGAUCCAAGCUCCUCUUACACACUCAAUAUUGCUGGGAGAACUAAAAUUGGAAUGGGACCUAAUUGCACCAGGACCUUCUUCACACUCAACCCCGCUUCAACUAAAAAUGGGUUGAACAUGGACAAGAUCAUCUUAAUCGUGUGUGCAGUUGUGCUUCUAUUUUCACUUGUAUUGUCUAUUGCUAUUAGAAAGCUAAGAAGUAAGCUGUUACCAGUAAUCCCAAGUCCUGUCAUCUCUGCAGCAACUGUGCCUCAUAUAGGCCAGAAUAUGAAGACCAUAUCAGAGGAGGUGGACAAUGUCAUUCUCUUGUGCCAUGAUGAUCAAGAUAAACGUGACUGCCCUUCCAAACAGAAACACAGCACUUCACUACAAGACUGUGAGGUCAUUGUGGAUAAAACCGAUGAUGAUGAUGAUGAUGAAGAGGACAAUGAAGAAACUCAUUUCAUUGGCUUAAUCUCAAGUGACAAACCAAAUUCCUUUCCAAACCCUAAUUAUAAAGGACAGUUGCUUCGGUUUCCUGAGUGCCAAGAGAUCGCAGACAAAGGUCAGAUCGAAAGCUGCGAAGUUAGCACAACUUCAUACAAAAAUGGUCUGUUUUUUGAAAAUAGAGGUGUGGACAAUGAGAGGAUAUUAGUGCAAUCGUAACACAUAGUGAACUGGAAGCAUUAUUGCAGCACUAUGGUCUGCCCCUGGUAAAAACAUCACUGUGUGAUACGAAAUAGCAGAAUGAAUUGUCAGGUUUUGUUCACUCUACAGAAUCUCUCAAAUGUGUUUGUCUUCUGACAGCACUUGGACAGCAAUGCAGAUAUGCACUGUGUGUGUGUGUGUGUGUGUGUGUGUGUGUGUGUGUGUGUGUGUGUGUGUGUGUGUUUCCAAGUGCUUGAUUUUGCAGUGAUGCUUGACCUACAUUGCUCGACGUUUUGUGGAUCCUGUCUCACUUGUAAUAUGCUUUGGAUAAAAACAUCAUCCAAAUCGAUAUAUGUACAUGUAUGAGAGAACAAUAUUUGUAAGCAAAAACGUACUGUAUAAAAGGUCUAUAUGUUGGAAAUAUACAAACUAUUCUAGGACAUGAUGCAAAUCAAGUAGAGUUACCAAGUAAUUUGAAAAAUCAACACAGAUCAAACAAACGAGCAAAAAGUUUUCGA
Neoarius graeffei (lesser salmon catfish) is the source of this 2686-nucleotide messenger RNA. RefSeq names its product interleukin 12 receptor subunit beta 1 (gene il12rb1). Gene Ontology annotation, biological process: cytokine-mediated signaling pathway. Bases 171 to 2186 code for a protein of 671 amino acids. Lineage: Eukaryota; Metazoa; Chordata; Actinopteri; Siluriformes; Ariidae. The transcript is spliced from 15 exons. Gene Ontology annotation, cellular component: external side of plasma membrane. The record is from RefSeq and is a predicted model, not a curated record. Gene Ontology annotation, molecular function: cytokine receptor activity; protein binding.